Uranotaenia lowii is the source of this 948-nucleotide messenger RNA. RefSeq names its product zinc metalloproteinase nas-13-like. Bases 61 to 906 code for a protein of 281 amino acids. The transcript has 3 exons. Gene Ontology annotation, biological process: proteolysis. Lineage: Eukaryota; Metazoa; Arthropoda; Insecta; Diptera; Culicidae. The record is from RefSeq and is a predicted model, not a curated record. Gene Ontology annotation, molecular function: metalloendopeptidase activity; zinc ion binding.
UAAUCGUUUCGAAUCGAAUCCAAAGUGGAUCCUCUUAGAAAUGGUGGAUACCUACUAUAAAUGGCGCAACUUUCCAUCGAUAGACUGCCAAUUUCUCGACAGGCGUUUUUCGAACAACGUCCUGCAGACCAAUUUGAAAUGAACAAAUCUUUUGCGAUCUUGUUGGUCUGCGGUUGGUGUUUGGCGGGACCGGGGGCUCUGGCAGUGCCGGUCCAACCGGAAACCGACCCCGAGUUGUCGAGCGGGAACUUCGAGGGAGAUUUGGUGCUCGACGCGUUCCAAAAGUUGGCCAUCGUUCGCGGUUACGAUCAACGAAACGGACUUCUGAGUGAACAGUACCGUUGGCCCAACAAAACCGUGUACUACAAGAUCGACACCACCAACUUCACUGCGAAAAAUACCGAGCUUAUCAAGGAAGCCAUGGCAGCUAUAGCCCGGUCAUCUUGUUUGAACUUCACCGAGGCCAGUGAGAAAGCUACAGCCUACAUUCACGUGGUUGGUGAGACAUCAGGUUGUUAUUCGUCGGUUGGCUACAUGGGUCGAGUCCAGAAGCUAAAUCUAGCUCCUGGAUGCCUUCAGUUGGGAACGAUCAUGCAUGAGUUCCUCCAUGCGAUUGGAUUCUAUCACAUGCAGAGUGCCAGCGAUCGGGAUAAUUUUGUCAAAAUAAUUUGGAAAAAAAUUAAAUCAGGAAAGGAACACAACUUCAAAAAACAUGGCGCUGGUACGGUGGGCCAUUUCAACGGAACCUACGACUAUGGCAGUCUUAUGCACUAUUCUGCUACAGCCUUCAGCAUCGACGGGAACAAAACGAUUGUGCCGAAACAGAAAGGUGUGGAAAUCGGCCAGCGUAAAGGCUUAAGCCCUAGUGAUGUUGCUAAAUUGAGAAGGAUGUACAAGUGUGAUUAAAAGGAAAAUGAGGAAUGAAAUAAAACAAAUUUUCGACCCAAA